UACAACUUUUGCUUUAUUAUUUCGCGGCCACAUAGGGAGACUGAAUGAGAUGUGGUUUUCUGAUUGAGAUUUUAAUGAAGAUAAUCUGGAUUUCUUUAUUGCACAACUUCAGAGAGUAUUUUAUUAUUUUAGUCUCAUAAAGACCUCGCAGAAGGAUUUGGUGAUCUUUGCUUGACUUAAGCCGUUUUCUUAAACGGGAUCGGACACACGGCACGUCAUUCUCGGUUCAGUGUCACUCCCAACGGAUUAAGUUGUUGUAAUAUGGAGCAAACCCACUAAGCACGGGAGCGGGAGUCCUCUGAGUGCGUGGCCAAGUGGGUCGCCCCGUGUCCGGCCUUGCGUGUGCUGGAGAGCCCGCAAAUAUGGGAUGUGGAUUACGGAAAUUGGAGGACCCGGAGGACAGCAGCCCGGGAAAAAUCUACUCCACUUUAAAGAGACCACAGGUCGAGACCAAAACAGACUCCGUGUACGAGUAUGUGCUGCUGGACUUCAGUUUGGAAGGCAGUCGGCCUACAGUACAGUAUCUGUCCUCGCUGUGCGAGCUGCCCCAUGCCCUGCAGUCCUACUACACCCAGGGCUACGUUCUGGCCGCCCUGCAUCCCAUCAUCCUCUCAGUGGGCCGGACCCGCUUCCUGCCCUGCAGCCUGCUCUACCGGGCCAUUCUGGUCCGCCCACGAUCCAUUAAACAUGCAGUGCCAGUGAUUGACAGCUUGCCAGUGUUGCGAGUGGAGGAGUGGCCACUACCCGGAGAAUCUCUGACCAGUGACACAGUGAGACUGCUCAUAGACAGGGUGAACAGCUAUGCCAGGGGUGGCGUGAGGUUCGUGGGGUCAGUGCUCCAGCAGGCUGGAGGAGUGGGGUGUAACGGUAGAGUACCCAGUCCCAGGAGGGGCUGCCGUUCCCCGUCCCGCACACCGCCCGGAGACGCAGAUCUAGAGGGCCGUGGCUACAGCCCAGACCUGAGAUUGUUGGUGCUGUUUCACUCCUGGGCUCCGGGCUGUGCUCCGCUGGACUCUCUGGCCUGCUGUUACCACCAGGGGGCGCUGUCCAUGCGCGUGUCCAGGAAGGGCCAAGUUGUCAGUGCCCUCGAAGCUGAUUGGCUGGAAUUGACCGCAGCUUACUACCGCAAGGGCUGGUCAUUGGUCGACUCCUUUGUAUACUGGGACACACCUAAAGGUGAGCCAGUGCCCAGGUCUCUAGAGGGGCUGUUUGUCUAUGAGGAGAAAAGCAUAGCGCCCCCUGCCAAUGACACUAUUGUAGUGGAACAGUGGACCGUUAUAGAGGGUUCAGAUGUAAAGACAGACUAUGGUCCUCUGCUCCACACAUUAGCAGAAUUCGGCUGGCUGCUCACUUGUGUGCUGCCCACCCCAAUUAUUCGCCAUGACAGCGAAGGGAAUCUCGCCACCAAGCAAGUUGUCUUCCUGCAAAGACCCGCCAAAGGCCAAACGGUACCAGAGCACAACCAGGGAUCCACGCGGCGAGAGGUGUGUAGUCACUCUGCAAGUCGGGGCGUGGAUGAACCGCACACAGAGCUGUCGUCUCCAUGUUCAGGGGGAAUCGGCGGUUUCCCUGUGUUUGGAGGGGGGUAUCCCAGUGCGCUGUCCCAUUUAGAUGAGGGAGGAUUUGAGCCGGAUGACGGGGCUGCAGAAGUCACCUGUAUGUGAUGGACCAACUCAAAGAUGCAAUUUCUUUCAAGUUCUGUCAGAAAUCUUUGGCGGUUGAGAGUGGCAGCUGCCCUAGAAUUUACCACAUCACCAGACCACAAGAGAUUUGUGUUCCUGUAUUAGAAACAGACUCAUAGCACUUUUAACGUUUUGUAAAUUAUUUUUUAACAAGCCAUAACGUAUCAUAGAGGCCGGUUUUAUUUACUCAUUUAUUUUUAAUUGAAAGCACAAAGUUUAUGUGCAAUGAUACUUUGACAAAGUAUCAAAAAUAGCACUGAAAUUCACAGUUAUUUACAUCAACAGUAUUUCACAGCACUCGCACAAUACCACAUGUCCAGUUCACAUCACAUUUGUCAAGCUCCAACACUUUCUUUUUUUUUCCUAAUCAGUGAGUGUCCUUCCUCACUGUUCAUUUUUUACUCCGAACCAGCUGACAAUUCAGUUGUUUGUUCACCUGCAACAGUUCAACGUAACAAACUCAGGAACUGAGUGUCUAAACAGCCCUUCUGCAGGACGCAAACGUUUACUUGGUGUGCAGAUUUGCAACAUGCUUACAUUUUCUUGCAGAAAUUUUCCAGGCCUAAGAGUGAAAACAUCAGAAACACUGCAUUUAGCUUGAGAUGCUUUUUGUGUUUGAGGGAAAUGCAUAUGCACUGUAAACCUAGAGCUUCAGGCUGGAGCCCAUGAACUAGCCUGUACUAAAUGCUGAAUUUGAUGCUGUAGUCUGGUUUAUCUGCUCAAGUAGUGCUAGAGCUGAAUUUUUAUGUUAAUCUCCUGGGAAUUUCAUCACGUUACCCAAAACACUAUGAUUUGCAUGUUAAGUGGCAGCAUUUCAGUUCAAUAACUGCUAUAGGACUAUGAGCAGGGUACUUCCUUUUGUUUAGUAUAAACUGACUAGUUCUUCCCAGCUAGGUGGUCAAAUUCGAUUUAUCUGGCUGUAUUUUUCAAACUGAGCUGCAGUGGUGCUGCUUGUUCCACCUUAGAAUUCUUAUAGAAUUUUAACCAUGUUAAGGGUUGUAUUUUUCACGUCUUAUGUUGCCUUGACCAUGUUUAUCCCUCUUUGAGGAAUGGCAGAAUAGAAUAAGCACAUUUUAGUUCACAAAACAGACUAUCAAGCUGCUGUAAAUGUUAAAGCCAUGGUGAACCGAAUGAGAUGUUCCUUCAAUCCCAGAAGCUGAGCUCAAGAUAUUUAACAUCUAAUAUGCAAGAACUGAUCAGUAUUAUUUACUAACUGUAGUAUUUGAACAUGUUUCAGGCUGUUUUUGUAAUGUUUUAUUAAAUGGGUAUUUACCUCAUAUUAAAGUGGCUGUUUGUGUUGUCGCUUAGCAGUUGAACAUGGCAAAAAAGCUAAUGAAUAAGCGUAGACUAGGUACAAGUCUUUUAUUAACAAUUGACAAUGAAAAUACCAUACAUUUUAGUU
Messenger RNA from Sinocyclocheilus rhinocerous, 3084 nucleotides. RefSeq names its product raftlin-2-like. Lineage: Eukaryota; Metazoa; Chordata; Actinopteri; Cypriniformes; Cyprinidae. Bases 363 to 1664 code for a protein of 433 amino acids. The transcript is spliced from 9 exons. The record is from RefSeq and is a predicted model, not a curated record.